Messenger RNA from Diabrotica balteata, 842 nucleotides. NCBI's taxonomy places the organism in Eukaryota, Metazoa, Arthropoda, Insecta, Coleoptera, Chrysomelidae. The record is from the annotation of a GenBank genome assembly.
CUGUUCAGCUGGACAGCAGAGGUUGAAACGAAUUUUUGUCGGCUUUUGGACUUUUAAUUUGUAAAAUAAUAUGUUUGUGGUAAGGCAGUUAGCAACUGUAACAAGGACUACAGCUCGAAGUGCUGUCAGAGCCAAGCAUACCCUACCGGAGCUUCCAUAUGAAUAUGCUGCUCUCGAACCUAUUAUUUCAAGAGAUAUUAUGAGCUUACAUCAUUCUAAACAUCAUAACACUUAUGUAACUAAUUUAAAUGCUGCUGAAGAAAAAUUGCAAGCUGCUGCCUCUAAGGGAGAUAUUAAUACUGUUAUUUCCUUGGCACCUGCUUUGAAAUUCAAUGGGGGUGGUCAUUUGAACCAUUCUAUUUUCUGGCAAAAUUUAUCUCCUUCUAAGUCAAAUCCCAGUGCAGAGUUAUGCACUGCUGUAAAUGAAGCUUUUGGAAGUUUUGAUAACAUGAAAAAACAACUUUCAGCUGUAACUACUGCGAUUCAAGGAUCUGGCUGGGGAUGGUUAGGAUAUAAUCCCAAUUCAAAAAAAGUCCAAAUCGCCACAUGUGCAAACCAGGAUCCACUUCAGGCAACUACUGGUUUGGUACCGCUUUUAGGCAUUGAUGUAUGGGAACAUGCUUAUUACUUACAAUACAAAAACGUCAGAGCAGAUUAUGUAAAUGCUAUUUUUGAAAUUGUCAAUUGGAAGGAUGUGUCUGAAAGGUACAAAAAAGCAUCCGGCUGUUAAUUUGUUAGUGAACUCAAAAGACUUCUAGUUGAUCUAAGCUUAGUGGAUUAAAAUAUUCACUUGUAAACUCAAAUUAUUUUAAAUUUUAUAUAAUACAUGGUUUUAAAAACAA